Molecule: messenger RNA, 1350 nt
Organism: Meira miltonrushii
Lineage: Eukaryota; Fungi; Basidiomycota; Exobasidiomycetes; Exobasidiales; Brachybasidiaceae
Product: putative RBG1-ribosome interacting GTPase
Exons: 1
Coding region: 163-1269 (368 amino acids)
Biological process (GO): cytoplasmic translation
Cellular component (GO): cytoplasm
Molecular function (GO): GTPase activity; GTP binding
Source: RefSeq, a predicted model, not a curated record
GUUGCGCCAACAGAAGGUUCACGUGAUUUUAAUCUGGAGGUUGUGCAGUUCAAAAUCUUUAAUGAUGUGCAUUCGAAUACAUGCAGACUAGCGUUAGCCAUCAACGUCAUCUUUACCACUCCAUCAUCUUGAUCGCCCUCCAAAUAAAGAUUCUCGUUCAAGAUGACGACCAUCUCAAAGAUCAAGGAGAUCGAAGAUGAAAUCAAUAAAACACAAAAGAACAAGGCCACAUCAUACCAUUUGGGACAAUUGCGUUCCAAAUUGGCAAAGCUACAACGUGAAUUAAUCAACCCAACUUCAGGUGGCGGUAGCGGUGGUCCAGGACAAGGCUUUGAUGUUGCAAGAACGGGUAUUGCAAGUGUUGGUUUUAUUGGAUUUCCAAGUGUGGGUAAAAGUACAUUAAUGUCGGGCUUGACUGGAACCACAUCCGAAGCAGCAGCAUACGAAUUCACAACCUUGACAACCGUUCCAGGAACGAUGGACAUCAAUGGAGCAAAGUUACAAAUUCUAGAUUUGCCCGGUAUUAUUGAAGGUGCAAAGGAUGGUAAAGGUCGUGGUAGACAAGUCAUUGCUGUUUCGCGGACGUGUAAUAUGAUCUUUAUGGUUUUGGACGUUUGUAAACCAUUGGCAGAUAAAGCAAAGUUGGAAAAAGAAUUGGAGGGUGUAGGAAUUCGUUUGAACAAGCAGCCGCCGAACAUUUCCAUCACAAAGAAGGACAAAGGAGGAGUGAUGAUCUCACAUACCGUCCCACUAACAAAGAUCGAUCAUGAUGUAGUCAAGGCAGUCUUGAGCGAAUACAAGAUCAACAGUGCCAGUGUCAUGUUCCGACAAGAUGCUACAGUGGACGAACUGAUUGAUGUGAUUGAAGGAAACCGAGUAUACAUCCCUUGCAUUUAUGUUUUGAACAAGAUCGACCAGAUUUCCAUUGAAGAACUGGACCUCCUAUACAAGAUUCCCCAUUCUGUUCCAAUCAGUUCGAAAGAAUGGCUAAAUAUCGAUGAGUUGACGGAAAAGAUGUGGGAAGAGUUGAGGCUUGUACGUGUAUACACAAAACCAAGCAAAGCACCACCAGAUUAUUCACAACCAGUCGUGCUACGACAAGGCAAGUCCAGCGUUCUAGACUUUGCCAAUGCAAUUCACAAGGAAAUCGCUAAACAACUUAAAUUUGCCAUGGUGUAUGGUGCUUCUUCCAAACAUCCUCGUGGACAGAGAGUUGGUGUCGAUCAUAUUUUGAUGGACGAAGACGUUGUGACGCUAUUCAAGCGCUAAAUAUCCCACUCAAAAUCUCUGCUUACCGAUACCGAUUCUACCAUUGUAUUUACACCAAUAAAAUUGAUUAACAGACAAUAU